Gryllus bimaculatus (two-spotted cricket) is the source of this 673-nucleotide messenger RNA. NCBI's taxonomy places the organism in Eukaryota, Metazoa, Arthropoda, Insecta, Orthoptera, Gryllidae. The record is from the annotation of a GenBank genome assembly.
GUAGAGGCGGUGCGCAGGCGAGCGGUGCUGAGCCGUGCCAUGGCGCAGGCGCUAGCGCUGUGGUGGCUCCUGGCUGCGACCGUUGCGGCGCGCACCCCCAUAGGAUCUAAUGAAGAAACGUCACUACGAGCAAGUAGAGCUACUUCCAAGAGCUUUACCAUACAAAUUCCAUGUCUCAAGGAUCAAAAGUGUAGAGGGGAUCUGUUGCAAUUUAAGAAAGUCAGUGAUGUGGAGUGGACCCACAUAAAAUCUGUUCAGAAGGAGACAACUUUAACCAACCUAGAGAGUAAUUCAGAAUAUGACGUAGAAGUAUUACUUGGAUUGAACACUUCAGAAAUAAUUCCUAAGAAGUUAAAAGUGAAGCCCGUGCGAUACACCCGGUCGCAGUGGCCCGGGGGGCAGGGCAGCGACGCGGGCGCCGUGACGGCGCUGGCGUCAGUGCUGGCGAACGCCAGCGCGUCGGGCGAGUACGCGCUGGGCGCUCGCGACGCCCUCAGCCCCUGCGUGCAGCGCGCGCGCGCCCUCGACCCCGCCCACGGCAGCGGGCGCGGCGCGGGCGGCGCGGGCGGCAACCUGCAGCGACGCGUCGUCGUUCCCAUCUGGGCCAUCGCUCUCGCUUGCCUCGUGCUCGUCGCCACCCUCAUGCUCCUCCUGGUGGCCAGGCGCAGGCAAA